AUGCUCUGUAAUGUGAUUGAAAAGCAAAAACCAAAAUGUUAUCAAUAUUGGCCAGAAAAAGUUGGCCAAACAGCGAAUUUCAAUCAAAUAACCUUAAAAACAAUCAGUGUUACUUGCAUUGAAGGUGGCAACAUUACAGUAACUAAAAUCAAAAUGGACUGUGAAAAUGAGAGUCGCAUUCUUUAUCACCGACAUUGGACCACAUGGCCAGAUCAUGGUGCACCGACAACUGUCAUGGUACCAUUUUCCCUCCUACAGUCAGCAAGAGAGCAGAAAAGGCCAGUUGUUGUCCACUGCUCAGCCGGCAUCGGUCGAACGGGAACUCUUGUCCUAGUGGAGAUGAUUUUAAGGUAA
Thelazia callipaeda (thelaziosis nematode) is the source of this 354-nucleotide messenger RNA. The record is from the annotation of a GenBank genome assembly. NCBI's taxonomy places the organism in Eukaryota, Metazoa, Nematoda, Chromadorea, Rhabditida, Thelaziidae.